This is a messenger RNA of Spodoptera exigua (beet armyworm), 1788 nucleotides long. NCBI's taxonomy places the organism in Eukaryota, Metazoa, Arthropoda, Insecta, Lepidoptera, Noctuidae. The record is from the annotation of a GenBank genome assembly.
GUCGACUUGUCACUGUCAGAGUGUCUGUCACUCGACGGCCAGUCAAAAAUCAGAAGAAAGGAAGGAAAGCGAUUUUACGGUGCCAUACUUUGCACCAAACAAAUCAAAUAUAAAUAACUUAUAUUAAGCGCAAAUUAUGUUUAAGAAAUAGGAAUUACCGUUAUUUAUUUAGUUUCCAAUUUCUAGUGAAGUGAAAAUUAGUUAGCAAAACAAAAUGACGUCGCCUGGGCCUUCGAAUUCCUUUCAGCAAUCAUCUGCUCCUGCGUCCGUCCAAGAGUUUAAGAUACGUGUGCCAAAGAAUGUAAAGAAAAAAUACCAUGUGAUGCGGUUCAACGCCACUUUGAAUGUAGACUUCGCAAAAUGGACGCAUGUGAAGAUGGAACGUGAGAAUAACAUCAAGGAGUUUAAGGGAAUUGAUGAGGAUAUGCCUAAAUUCGGCGCUGGUUCAGAAUAUGGUCGUGAUGUGCGCGAGGAGGCUCGGCGCAAGAAGUUCGGUAUCAUCUCCCGCAAGUACAAGCCCGAGGACCAGCCCUGGAUACUCAAAGUUGGCGGGAAGACUGGCAAGAAAUUUAAAGGUAUCCGUGAGGGCGGCGUGUCGGAACACGCGGCGUAUUACGUGUUCACACACGCCGCUGAUGGAGCCAUCGACGCAUACCCUUUGCAGGAAUGGUAUAAUUUUCAACCCAUUCAGAGGUACAAAGCUCUCUCAGCCGAGGAAGCUGAUGAAGAGUUUGGCAGACGCAAUAAAGUGCUCAACUACUUCUCGUUGAUGUUCCGUAAGCGCAUGCGCGGUGAUGACGCUGCGGAUGACGCCGACGACCCCGACGAUAAGAAGCUCAAAGGUUCUAAGGCUAAGAAAGAUCUCAAACUGUCGGAAAUGGACGAGUGGAUUGAUUCUGAUGACGAUUCCUCUAACUCUGAGAAUGAGAAGGACAAAGACAAUGACAGCGACACCGGAUCUAACAAUAAGAAGAAGAAAAAGAAAGCGGCUGCAAAUAAGAAGAAGAAGAAAGUGGAGGACGAGGCUUUCGAAGAGAGUGACGAUGGAGACGAGGAGGGACGCGAGAGGGACUACAUAUCAGACUCCUCUGAGAGUGAAUCUGAUCACGAGACUAAAGCCAACAAAGAAUUGAAAGGUGUAGCCGAAGAAGACGCGCUCAGGAAACUUCUGGCAUCCGAUGAGGAUUCAGAGGAAGAGCAAGAGAACAAGGAACAGGAGGAGGAACAAGAGGACGAACCCACCAAGGAGGGAGAGGAAAGAGCCAGCAAGCUUACUAAGAAGAAGAAGAACAAACCUGAUGAUGCUAAGAAAGAUUCAAGCAGUGAGUUGAGUUCGGACUCCGACACGGAUCCAGAAACUAGCCCUGCGGUUAAAAAACCCAAGAAAUCUAAGAGCAGUGAUAAGAAUGGACCCACCGCUAGCACGUCUGCUGCAGGUAGUGCGAAUACGUCCCGCUCGGGGACUCCGACGCCGUCCGCGGCGCAGGCUGCAGUGGCCGCCGCCAACGCCGCCAAUACCAACAUGCCGCCCGCCAAGAGGCCCAAACUGGAUGCUUCAUACAGUGAAUGCGGUGUAACUGAAGAAGCAGUACGUCGCUACUUAGCCCGUAAGCCGAUGACGACAACAGAACUCUUGACAAAGUUCAAAUCAAAGCGCACGGGAGUUAGCAGUGACCGUCUCGUCGAGACGAUGACGCAGAUCCUAAAGAGAAUCAACCCUGUCAAGCAGAAUAUUAACGGGAAAAUGUACCUUAGUAUAAAAAGCACAUGAUUUAGCAAAUAUAUUUU